Hansenula anomala is the source of this 8762-nucleotide messenger RNA. RefSeq names its product DNA-binding protein kinase TEL1 (gene TEL1). The annotation marks the transcript as partial. Gene Ontology annotation, cellular component: nucleus. NCBI's taxonomy places the organism in Eukaryota, Fungi, Ascomycota, Saccharomycetes, Phaffomycetales, Wickerhamomycetaceae. Gene Ontology annotation, molecular function: protein binding; protein serine/threonine kinase activity. The record is from RefSeq and is a predicted model, not a curated record. The transcript has a single exon. Gene Ontology annotation, biological process: DNA damage checkpoint signaling; DNA repair; negative regulation of TORC1 signaling.
UUUUGUACAACACGACACAAACACAAAACACAAACAACCACAAAGAGGAUAUGGGAUUAUGUCCAGUUCGAAUCUAUUCAAUCUACUAGGUAAGUGCAAUUGGAUCAAUUCAUCCAGCUCUAUUUGUUAACACAGAAAGUGAAACUUGAGUCUAGUAAAAUCAAAGAUAGAAAUGACGCCCUCACAAGUCUUGAAGAAUUGGUUGAAUCAAAUCACAGCUUCUCUAAUAAGGAUCUAAGCUCAGUAUGUGAGGCCCUCUUUGCCUUUAUUGAGAAUGAGAAGGUUGCUUAUUCAAAAAACCAGGCUGUCGCUGCUGAAUCAAGGUUACAAUCUUCAAGUUAUAUGUUGAGAAGGUUGGUUGUUCAACAUGCUAAGCAGAUGAAGUUCAAACUGGUGAAACAAUUGUUAAAUUUUUGCAAAGAAAUCAUAUUUGGUUAUGAAAAUGAAAUUGUGAAACCAUUGGCAUUGGACAUUUCAAAAAUCUUAAAUAUACUUGUUUCAAUUGAUCAACACCGUGAUCAUAUCUCAAGUGAAGAUUGGGUGAGGCAAAUGGAUGCUAUUUUGAAGGUUCUAAACGAACAGAUCAAGCAUAAUAUGACUGAAAAGUUUGUCUCUGAGUUAUUGGGUGCUUUGAAGGUGCUGGUUGUAAAUCCACUAAUUGCAAUUGAAGAUUUAGGAUUUGACCUUUCUGAUUUUUUAGUGAAGUACUUCAAAACAAUGAAAAAAGAAAGCUCGUUAACCUCUGUUGUAUUGGACAUCACCAACAAUUUGAUUAUUACACUAAGUACAAGCAAAGUGAGGUAUUCUAUCAAGUUAGUGAAAUCCGUGCUCAAAAUUGCUGGCUCUUUGGUUAAUACUAAUUAUGAGGCACUGAGGGAACAAAUUUUGAUAUUUGGACUACUUUCUAGUGACUUUAUAUGUGAAAACCUACCAAAGCUAAUUGAAGUUGAAAGUUCACAAGGUCCGUCGUUUGAUGAUGAUGACGGUUUGAGGGAUGAUUUGAUAUUUUGGAUAGAUCAAUGGAUUCAACAUGUUUUAAGAACUCCCACUGACAUACUAAGUUUGCAACAUAUUGAAUUUCUCAACUCAAAAACUGAGAACUCGUGGUUUAAUUUUGGUCCAAUUAGACUUGAAAACUCAUCUCCUCCAAAGCCUUGGCUCUCAACUCUUGCAUUAACAAAGCUUGUCAAUUCCCUGUACUAUUUGAAAAGACCACUUGUGAAAAAUCCAGAAGGGCCUGCUAAAAGACAAAAAUUGGGAUCGGAAUCAUAUGUUACUACUAUUGACACAUCAGAGAGUCCUUUUCAGUUGUUUCACCGCUUCAUCCAAAGUACAGAUGUAUCAAUGCAAAAGCUUGGACUACAACUGCUAACAUUUUAUGUUUACAAUUACAAACCUGUUUUAACUGCGGUCGUGUUUGAUGAAAUAAAAAGCUAUCAUGAUAAGCCGGAAUUGGCUGGGUUCACUUCCUUAUUGACAAAAGCUUUAAUUGAAGCUGGUUGGGAGCUAGAUAAUACAGAGCUUUCACAGCUCUUAAGAAUCAACCUUCAGUUAUUGAAAGAUAGAAACCUUGUAAACGUUGCAUCACAGACAAUCAUCCAGGUUUUAAACUAUCCCAAAUAUACCGUCGGUGAAAAUUCAUUGUAUUUACAAAUGCAAUCCGUCUUUGAAAUCUCAGAAAUAAACGGUCCAGCUUCAGUCACAAAUGACUCUUUGAGAUUUUGGGUAGCAUUUUCACAACAUGGAAAGGGAUUCAAGUCAGCGAAUAAGAAGGUUGGUGAUAGAAUUGUUGAUUGGCUUUUGACUAAAUGGGAUAGAGAAUCUGUGGUUGAGGUAUCUUCAUUUCCUUACUUCAUAAGUUGGUUAGCUGGUACAGAUUUCACUGCUGAGGACGAUGAAGUUAUCUAUGAAAAUAUUUUCAAUACUUUUUGUGCUAAAUGGGGUCAAAAGUCGUCUUUAGCAAAAUUCAUUCUAAGAAGUGACUCCCCUGUGCCCAUAAAUGUUUCCUCACAAAAGUUGCAAAAGCCGAAAAUCAUGAUUAAAGUUGAUAGUUUGACCCCAGUUAUUGACCAAUUGCUACUUGAUAUGGAGAGUUUCGAUGCUAAAAGUAAAGGGUAUGAACUUUUGAGACUUGUCAGAUAUGGAUUUUUAAUUUAUCAGAACAUUCAAACCUUAUCGAGGCUAGAAAGCACAGUUGAAAGACUGAAGUAUGACAUUAGGAGAUUUUUGGAAAAUUUGGAAAUAGAUAAAUUUGAUGACUAUAACGAUGCGGUUUUCCAAAUCUCUGAAUUCAAAGUUGUUAACGGAUCUGGUGCUUUUAUAUUUGAGUCUUUGGAUGCUCAAGAGAUUGCGUUCAAUGCCCUUUCAAACAAUGAAAAACUUCAUGAAAGCAUGAUUACUGGUGGUAAUGGACCUGACUCUAGUAUAAUUAUGAGUGAUUUUGGUGAUUUUGGUCAAGUUCGAAAGGAAACAAAAGAUUCUUAUUUUCAAGCUUCAACAACAUACUUGGACUUGGAACUAUACUCUACAUUUGAACAAAAGGUCUUUAAGCUUUUAAUACUCCUAAAUUCACAGUUUUCAAGCUCGAAAAAUUUGAAUACUACGCUUGAUCAGGCCCUAAGAGUGCUGGAAAAACUUGAUCAUAAUGCAUUCUCCAGUGGGCUGUUCACAUUAUUGGAGUACUUGGAAAAGGUUGAUGUUAUGAAAAUUCAGACAGUCUCCAUCAGCAAACUUUUGAGGCUACUGGGUCACAAGUUGCUAUCAUCCUAUCAGACAGAAAGGUCUCCAACAACGAUAAUAUUGGCAUCAAGACUUUUCACUGUUUUCACCAAAGCUUGGUUGCUGAAAAUCACUGAAAAAUGGGCGGUUGAUUAUUCGGAUAUGUUCAAGUGGAUAGUCAGUCUGGCUGAAAAGGGACUCAUUGCAGAAGAGGUUUCGUUGUAUUACUUCAUAGAAUCUAUUUUUGCUAAGCUUGGUUUUGAAAUGGAUUCUGCUUCAUUAGAUGUGGCUAUUAGCCUUUUUCAUAAAUGUUCAAACCUCAACAAGGUUAAGCUUUGUGAAGGAAUCAAAAAGUUCAUUGUUAUCUUACCCCCAUCGGAACAAACAAAAUGCCUCGAGGCGAUUUACUCAGGAUUCAUCAAUCCUCAGGUUCUGGAUGACAGUGCUGCUACGUACACCUAUUGUAUAGGUCAGUUGAUAACUGUCUCUUAUCCUUUAUUUAUUGGUGGUAUCUCUCAACUUUUGUUGAACUAUGGUUAUCUUCACUUUGCCCCUUAUAUUGAAAGUUUGUUUUUGGAAAUUGACCUUGAUAUUCUUCAGCAAAAGUUUAUUUUGCUAGAACUUUUGAAAUUUUGGUAUGAAAGUCGGUCAGAUUUAACCACUUUUCCUGCUCAACUAUUUGGGCUUAAGAAUCAGCUAGAGUUUUAUGAUACAUAUAAGGGUUUGAUCUACCCCAUUCUCAUUUCUCACAAAGGAACACCAUCUCAGUUGAUAUUGAAUAACGGAAUUAUGGGUAUGUCCAUUGAUGAGUCAGAUUUGCUGCUCGAAACUCUUUCGUUAUCUAUACCAUUGUCGUAUACAAAGAAUGGUAGAAGAAGUGAGUUGUUGAAAAUUAUCAAUGAGACUUAUGACUAUAGCUUGAUUGAACAUCAAACUCUGUUGAUUGUGGAGAAAUUUAUGGAAUGUUGUGACUUUUCCAAGGAGUCGGAUUUUGAGAAAUAUAUUGGUUCUAUUGAGAAAGAUCAGACACUUUCAUUGUUGUUCAACCAUUCCUCGUCAGUUGAUAAUGAAAACUCAAGCUAUUCAAGAGUUAAUAUUAGUGUCCCAUUCUCUGUUGUCAUCCAUCAAAUAACACAAAUAACAGCAUCUUCAGCUGACUUUUGGACGCCUGCUGCAGUACUUUAUCUAUCAAGAAAUGUUAUCAAAUCAUUGUCUUCUGCAAUUAGUGAAGGUGGCAGGUUUGUACUUCUGAGAAGGCUCAAGCUAAUUGUCACACUUGGUUUCCAAGGCUUCCAAAAUCAGGAUGUGGCGUUUGCAGUCAUAGAGUUUCUGUAUCCAUACAUCUCGGAUUCCUCAAUUCAUAUUGAUGUUUGCUCUAUUCUGGUGGUUCUGCUUAAGCUUUCAAAAAAAGCGGUAACAAAUACAGAGCACUACUUUGCUGUGUUGCUGAUGGUUCUUCAUGAGUCUGUUAGAUACAAAAUAAAGGGGUCCUCAUUAUUUCAUUUGCUAGAGAGCUAUUUGAUUGAGGAGAAUGCUGGUAUUGAUUUCAAGGGCAUUUGGAAAAUGUUGUUUUUGCCUUUGACUCAUAUUUUAACUCAAGAUUCAUCAUCGUUAGAAGGUUCUUUGAUCAUGGACUACGACUCUCAAGCCAACCUCGAGUAUCCACGCUCUGAAUACAUAAUAAUUCAUGAUAUUUUGAAGUAUGGGGCAAUAGAGAAAUCUCAGAAAAUGAAAAAACUCAUAUUCAAUGUUUUGUCAGACAUUUUCAAUGAAGUUCCUUUUUUGAGCGAGAUUGAUUGGAGAAUAAAAACUGCAAGAGAUGUCGCAAUUUUAUUACUUGACUUCAAAGAUGGUGAGUCUAAGGAAUUCAAUUUGUUCAAAGCGAGAUAUCUUGGAAGGCACUAUUUAUUAACGGGUGAAACCUUGUCUGAUCUUGAGAGAGAAAUCCCAGUCACUAUCGAGUAUGAUCUUGAUCUCAAAACUGAAACUUUAUUUGGCAUUUUUGAUGAGCUUCUUAAAAUUAGAAAAGCUAGUGAGGAUCUCAAGGAAAUUCAAUUGAUUGACAGUGUUUUUGGUGUUGCUUUUUUUGAGCACAAUCGUGGCGCUCUAAAGGAUUCUCCACUGGUCUCAUUUGACCAACAUUUGAAGGACCAAGUAAAGGUGCUUCCUGCUUUGGACUUGUUUACGUUUAAACUCAUCAGUGGGAACCAUCCAGCGUUUUAUAGCUGGGCGCAACUUGCAAAAGAUUCGGAGGUAGAUGUGAAGCCGACAGGUAUAUGGUGCAGAGAUGUCACCUUGGGACUUCUGGGAACAUUUGUUGACCAUUCACCUAUAAUCCCUGCUUUGAUGACUUACGUUUAUCGUUUUCCAGAAAUUUCCAAGUCACUGAUCUUUGAGGUUUUGCUCUUCUAUAUUCGCUGUGGUCGGUCUGCUGCUGAAAAAUUGGCAUUAAAUUUUAUUAAUGGAAUAAUUGAGCGUGAAGACGUGUAUCAAUUAUCAAAUGAAAAAAUUGAAAUAAUUGUGAAGAUUUGUUACUUUUUGAGGAUAAAUAGGGAUGAUAUAAAACCCUUCAAUAAUGUUUUUCGAAAUUUGAAUUUGGAAAGGCUUUUUAAGUUGGCAUGUCACAUCGGUCUCAGCAAAGUGGCAUUACUUUUUUUCGAGCUUCAUUAUACAGAUUUGUCAUCUAACAAAGCAGUUAAGUGGACUGAUGAUACGAAGACUUUGAGAAAGAUAUACAAUAACUUUGAUGAUGCAGAUCUUCUUCACGGGCUCCCAGUUGACCCAACUCUUGGUUAUGCUAUGGACUCUUUCUCUCGAGGAAAUGAUAGUGACUGGAAAAGUGUUAUUUUUAAUAGUGCUAAUCUAGACUCCUCGAUUGCGUUAAAAGAGUAUUCAAACUUUGAUGUAUCUUCUUCAAGGAAUAUGAUGUUAAGAUCAUUAGUUGGUAACAGUCUACAUGGUGUGUCAGAACUAUUGAAUGACACUAUGGAUCCCCAAAAAAGGCUGAGAAAUAGUUAUGAAUGGUGCUGGAAACUAAAUCAGUGGGAUCUACCAGUCCCUGAAUCGCCUUCAACUGAAAAUGAAGCAAUUUAUAAAGCUUUGAAAACCAUUUAUGAUAAUAAUAAGAAGGGACAAGCUAUUUGCAAUAGCUUACUUGUUGACUCGUUAGAGGUGAAUGGAAAGGUGAAAAGUUUACCGCUCUUUAAAACUUUGAGCUCAUUAUAUUCAAUUGAGAUUGUUCAAUCUUUAAAUUCUUUCACAAUAUUCGAGGAGGCUGGAAAUUUCACGGAUUGCACUGAAGCAUGGUUUCCGUUAGUAUCAUUCACAGAGAUUGAAAAUAUCAUGUUAUCAAGAAGAUCUUCAUAUGGUAUUUGUGGAUUAUCUGGAAAGAUUGGUGUUUCUGAUGGUUUAGUUGCUGAAAUAUUGGAGAUGAAAAGAUAUGGCUAUUAUGCUAGGCUUCAUGGGGAGGUACAACGAGCUACUAAUGCUUCAAUGUGGAUUGAUAAGAGAAUUCAAGUUGUGUCAGAGGAAGAUCUAAAAAGAUAUUUGACUAAAAUAUCCAAUUUCGAAUCUGCUUGUACUCUAUGGAAUCAAGGCGAGGCUGCUAUUUCCAUUGCAAUGUUGAAAGAUAACUUAUCAAAACAAUAUCCAACACCUCCGGAAAUCACCCUUGCCAGUUUGGAAAUCCAUGAUUCAGUUUUGAAUGCGCAUUUAGUUAAAUGGACUUCAGAAUCAAGACAAGAGAAAUUUGAAACAAUUAUGCAAACAUAUGUGAAGGCCUCUCUUAAAGAUAUCGAGAAGGUGUCUUCUGCUAGAGAAAAGGCUGGAGUAUAUCAUAUUCUCGGAUAUUUCUGCUAUAAGCAAACUAAAUUACCAGGUGCAGGGGAAGAAAUUGAGAGACAGGAGAUGAGACUCAAAUCUAAACAAGCUGAAUUGAAAGAUUUGAAAGUGAUUAUUCAAAACAAAUCAACACCUGCUGAUGAAAAAAAAAAUGCUAAAAGAUAUUUUCAAAGAGUUCAACUGCAAUACGAAUCUGACAAAGAGGCUUACAACAUUUUGUGUGGUAAUAAGUCCACGUGUAUUGAAAAGGCUUUAGAGUUCUUUAUGAAAGCUGCUUCAAUUGACGACUUCUAUGAUGAUGAAGACAUUGACAAAAUUUGUGCUCUAUGGUUGGAGUAUUCUGAUGAUGAUAGCAUUAAUAAGAUUACAAGGAAAGAAAUAUCAAGUAUUUCAAGUCACAAGUUUAUUCCCUGGAUAAAUCAGUUAAUGUCACGUUUGUCAGAUGAUUCAACUCCUUUCCAACAUAUCUUACUAAAUAUUUUGGUGGCUAUAUGUUUGAGGCAUCCUUUCCAUUCUUUAUAUUUUGUGAUGAACCUUCGGGUUCAUAAGCUUUAUCAAUUUGCUAGAACAGAUGCAACAAUCAAUUCAAGAAGUGCUGCUGCAGAAAAACUCUGGUUGAGUCUAACUUCACAAGGUGAAAAUUUCGCCAGAACAGUCAUGAAGCCGAUUGAUACUUUGAGUAGAAAUGCUUUAAGUUUAGCUACUGAAAAGGUUCCAAAUAAUAAUGUUAGAAAAAUGAAUCUUGAGAACUUGAAAAUUGGGGAUUUUUGGAUAAAUCAAGUUGGGGAUUUACGAAUUCCCUUGCCAACCAUAAAUCAAUUGAAAAUUUCAUUAGAUGGCAACUACUCAUCUGUCCCAAGAAUAAUUUCAGUUGACCCAGUUAUUCAAAUUUCUUCAUCUGGAAUCAGUUUACCAAAAAUAAUGAAAGUUUUUUUAACGGAUGGUUCAAGACAUAAAAUGUUAUUAAAAGGUUCUUCUGAUGAUCUAAGACAAGAUGCAAUUAUGGAGCAAGUUUUCGAAAAGGUCAACACAAUUUUGAGAAAUGACAAAGAAACAAGGAAGAGAAAUUUGAAAAUAAGAACCUAUAAAGUUGUUCCAUUGGGUCCACAGGCUGGUAUGAUUGAAUUUGUUGCGAAUUCCAUUGCCUUAAGUGAUAUCUUGAGGCCGUUGCACAGUGAAGAUUCAAUUUCCUUCAGUGAGGCUAGAGAAAUGAUGAGAGGUGCUCAAUCUUUGAAUAAUAAAGAAAGGUUGAAUGUUUACUUGAAAAUUGCAAAAGCUACACCACCGGUUUUCAGAGUGUUCUUUUAUGAUACUUUCCCAAACAUUGAUGAAUGGUAUAGGUCAAGACAAGUCUAUACUAGAGGUAUUGCUACUAAUUCCAUAGUUGGCUUUAUAUUAGGAUUAGGUGACCGUCAUUUGAAUAAUGUUUUGAUAGAUAAAAGAACAGGUGAACCAAUUCAUAUUGAUCUCGGGGUUGCGUUUGACCAAGGUAAACUGCUUCCAGUUCCUGAGCUGGUUCCAUUUAGACUAACAAGAGAUAUUGUUGAUGGUUUGGGUAUAACGGGUGUUGAAGGAAGUUUUAAAAAAGGUUCAGAACAUGUUUACAGAGUGUUGAGAUUAAAUGUUGAAAAAAUUUUGGGUAUUUUGAAUGUUUUGAAAUAUGAUCCAUUAUAUUCAUGGGCUAUAUCACCAGUUCGUAAAAAAAGAUUACAAGAGAUUGAAAAUGACAAUGUUUCAUCCAAAUCAAAUGUUGAAGAUGAUGGUUCAGAUGCUGUUAGAGCUGUUCAGGGAGUUGAAGCCAAAUUAAAUGCUAAUGGGUUGAGUGAUGAAGCCUCUGUUCAAGAAUUGAUUCAAGAAGCCACUGAUUAUAAAAACUUGGGAGUGAUCUACUUAGGAUGGACACCUUUCUAUUAAAAGUAGCUUGGUUGGUAUAUCUUAAACAAAACAAUGAUAGUAUAAUUUGACGAGCCGUCGCUAGUACGGCUAAAAGUUGAACGAUCCUGUAGCGAGUUGCUAAAUUAAUUUCAUUUAACCGGCGAGGAGGCACGUCUCGUUUUGACAGACCAAUUAAAACACCAAAAGCGAAGGACGAUAAUUUGCAAUAAUAUUAUUAUUGAGGCCAAAUAUAUGUAUUUAUAUCUAUUAUUGCGUUAACAGUGUAAGCUUAAUGGCCAGAGUUCUAGUAUUGUAAUGUAGCUUAUAAU